UCUCCUGGGCAUGCGGAGUGUCAUUCAGCAGUUCCAGGAGGCCCACCACCACCAGGCCACCAUGGUCCUUGGCUGGCUACUGCUCCUGGUGAUGGCUCUGCCCACAGUCACGACAGGCGCCAUGGACUGCAUCUUCUGUGAGCUGACUGACUCGUCCAACUACCCUGGCAUCCCCAUGACCUGUGGCGAUGACAAGGAGUGCUUCAUGGGCAAAGGGACGGCACCAGGCCUCGGCCCCAUCAUCAAAAAAGGCACCAUGGACAUCAGUUCAUAUGGUCGCCUUGAAGAGCCUAUCACCUAUCAGAGUGUCACCUAUAGCCUCACCUUUACCUGCCAUUAUGGGGAACUGUGUAACAGGGCCCCCACCCCCGCAGGCAGCCUGAAGGCAGGGGCCACCUCCCUGGCGCUGGGCGUGCUGCUUCUUCAUUGACUGUGACCAGCGUGGAGGGCAGAGCCUGGGGCUGGUCUCAGGGUUCCACUGCUCUUUAUGGCUCCUGCCCUUCCCCCACCCCCUUCCCCCAUUAAAUGGCCAGAGGCCCUAGACAAAAAA
Molecule: messenger RNA, 550 nt
Organism: Eptesicus fuscus (big brown bat)
Lineage: Eukaryota; Metazoa; Chordata; Mammalia; Chiroptera; Vespertilionidae
Product: sperm acrosome membrane-associated protein 4-like
Exons: 1
Coding region: 11-430 (139 amino acids)
Source: RefSeq, a predicted model, not a curated record